Messenger RNA from Dreissena polymorpha, 8894 nucleotides. RefSeq lists its product as uncharacterized. Lineage: Eukaryota; Metazoa; Mollusca; Bivalvia; Myida; Dreissenidae. Bases 4352 to 6022 code for a protein of 556 amino acids. The record is from RefSeq and is a predicted model, not a curated record. Gene Ontology annotation, molecular function: zinc ion binding. The transcript is spliced from 5 exons.
AUCAAUGAAUUGGGAAAAAUUCGAGUCGCAAAAUUGAUGAAUUGGGAACCUUUAAAAUGCAUGUAAUCUAUCAUUAGGGGCUAUAUUCUGCAUCACAAAGCAUUUUAAACUCUAGGUUUUGACAGAAAAACUACAGUACGGUUAUGAUAUUUUGACUAUCGUAUCAUGUCAUGUGAAAAUUGUGUUAUUGCCACUUCAGUUAGAAUGUGCCCGUCAAUUGGAAAAAUAUCUUCCAGUGAUAGGCAUAAGCACUGAGGUUGCAUAAAAAUUAAUAUUAAUAAUUUUGUUUUAGCCCUUAAAAGUCUUACAAGCCCUGCAAUGUUUCAUGUGAGUUAAAUUAAAAACUUAAAAACUAAACAAAAACAACAACAAUGGAUCUUGUACUGGUUUGACAUCUUUUAACAAUAGACAGUGAGAAUAGUCACACGUAACCAAAAUGAGUUUUUAGAGUGGAAUGCUUUAACAAUAAUUUUCAAAGGUAAGUCUUAUAUUUUGUUUUGAUUUUUUUUCAAAUCAUCAAAUAAGAUAUUAAGAUCAUCUGCCAUUAAAUGCUUAUGUAUAUGUUGUAAAUAACUAUAGGAUUUUACACCCAUGUCUCAUUAUUUUUAAUUUUAUGUUAAACUUUUAUUUGUUUAUAUCCGUAUCCGAAUAGUUACUGUCCGGAUUUGACACUUAAAAAACUAUACAUAGAAGUAAUAUGCGCAUUUAACUCAAUACGGUUACGUUUUUUUUAAUGUCAACGAAAAAUUAGUGUUGAGAAAGUUUAUUGAUGUAAGGAAGACUGGUCUUAGCGAUGGAAUUCUUUCACGGGAAAUAUCGAUCACUCGUCGCGGUUAUGUAAUCCAUUCACAUUUUACACAGUGGUUAGAGUUGCGCCCCAUUUGAAAAGUUUUGUUUACUUUCUACGCAACAAUGUCCUGCGAAAAUAAAUGGCCGAAAAUGAAAGGCUCGACAAUAUCAAAAGAUAUUUCCAGCGAAAAUAAAAGGCACUGGCUAUUGGGAACGGCACCUAAAAUCGUUCGGAACGGUAGAUAUCGAGAUUGGGAAAGGUCCGGUGCUAAAAUUGGGAAGCCUCCGGAAGGCUUUGGGAAAGGUACCGUUCCCCGGUACUAGUUAAAGAAGGAAAAAAAACGCUGUAUGAUUUUAAUUAUUAUUAUAAUUGUUCUUUCAAAAUUUGUUAACUACAUGUAACUAAUAUUUUUUAAAAGAUUUUUUGUUUCAUGAUGCGCAUCGACUCGGCAUCAUGUCGCGGAAUGCCUUGGCGGACAGAUGCGAAGUUUCGCGGCGAAAUGCGACUUGCCGCUGCAUACUGACGCGGCUUCAACGACUGACGCGGCAUCGACUCGUUUCGCCUUGCCGCCGCGGAUCGCGAAAUACGUUUGUUCCACUUUGGCUGUACUGUACAUUGAUCAUGACUUGCAGAUGACCCCUAUUGACUUUCAGGUCACUAGGUCAAAGGUCACGGUGACUUGACACAGUAAAAUGGUUUGCGGAUGAUAACUCAAGAAAGCUUAUGCCUAUGAUCAUGAAACUUCAUAGGUACAUUUAUCAUGACUCGCAGAUGACCCCUAUUGAUUUUCAGGUCACUAGGUCAAAGGUCAAGGUCACGGUGACCCGAAAUGGUUUCUGGAUGAUAACUCAAGAACGCUUAUGCCUAGGAUCAUGAAACUUCAAAGGUACAUUGAUCAUGACUCGCAGAUGAUCCCUAUUGAUUUUCAGGUCAAAGGUCAAGGUCACAGUGAUUCGACUUAGAAAAAUGGUUUUGGAUGAUAACUCAAGAACGCUUACGCCUAGGAUCAUGAAACUUCAUAGGUACAUUGACCAUGACUCGCAGAUGACCCAUAUUGACUUUCAGGUCACUAGGUAAAAGGUCACGGUGACUUGACACAGUAAAAUGGUUUCCGGAUGAUAACGCAAGAAAGCUUAGGCCUAGGAUCAUGAAACUUCAUAGACACAUUGAUCAUGACUUGCAGAUGACCCCUAUUGAUUUUCAGGUCACUAGGUCAAAGGUCAAGGUCACAGUGCCAAAGAACGUAUUCACACAAUGGCUGCCACUACAAUUGACAGCCCAUAUGGGGGGCAUGCAUGUUUUACAAACAUCCCUUGUUUUUAAGGUUUUUGAUGCUGCUUUGUGUAUUUAUGAUUAUUUUUGUCAUUGUUGUACCUAAAUCUUAUAUGAGUAGUUGAGUCAUAUAAAAUAAAUGUUAAGGCCACUAGAACAGAACUAUUGUUUUAUUGUUAAGCACCGUAUUUUACCAUGCAUAGCGCGCAGUUUUUUACCUUCAAAUUUCAAAAUAAAAAUUCAGUGCGCGUAAUACAUUGACACAACGCUUUCCUGGUUGCUAAAUUGCAAAAAAUCCAUUUCGUAAUCGUUAAUCUUCGCAAUUGCCGCCAUUUUUGUUAUUGCAAAAAAAAACUACACCCUAUAAUGUUAUAGACUGAAGGGGCCGUUGUCGAAACAACAAAUAGCGGGAAAGGUUAGGAAUGAACGGGGUAGUAAUAGUUUUGACAAAAAUUAAAAGAUGAAAAAAAUGUCUUUGUUGGUGUUUUCACACUUCUUCAUUGAUUGUUCAUUAAAAAAAAUCGAGGUAUAUCGAUCCCUGUGCGUCGCGGUAUUGUUUGUUAAAGUUUUUGUUGUCAUGAAAACUCGUUGAUUUACAACGCAUUACGUCUUAUUUGAACUGAGGCUAAUUAUUUCAAUAAUAUUUCUCAACUUCGCUUUUGCUUUACUUUGAUAAUUUAAUCCAAAGUUUAAUGUUAGCAUUUCCGAAAAUUUGCACUCUAUGUGAAUUGACAGUUUGACGUCAUCAAAGGAAAGCCGCUUCCUGUCUGAAGCAAUAAAGUGACAAGUUUCUCGCCGACAAAAUUGGCUUCCUUUGUCUAGCAAUCAACAUGCCAAACCAAUCGUGUGUUUGUUCCUCAAUGGCAAUCGUCCAAUUAAAUAAUAGCACGUGCAAAGCUCCGCCUUCGAACCUUUUGCAGAGAACGGAGGUGGAGUUUAACGGUUAAUUGAGCAAGUGUUUUACGUAAGUUGAGUUCCGAUUUGCCGAAAUUACUAGGCCCUAAGCAUUGAAACGACGAAUACAUUUAUCAAUGAAUUUCCGAUCUCUGCAUAAAUAUGCUACUGUGCGAGUAUACUAAGUAGGUUACAAACCAACAAUAGAGAUAUAGACUCGUUUUAUUUUCUUUCAAUAGAGACAAACAAAUAAUAUUUGUCAAAUGGCUUUACGCCGAUAACGCCAACUGUAUGGAAUUGAGCGUUCGGGUGUAUUGUUUGUCUUACUAUAAAUACUUAUCAACUAGACGCAGUGAAGGCGCGAAAUACCGGGUCAAACUGGAUUUAUUGGGGAGCAUCUCUUAAUGGGGAAAUAUUUAAGUCGAUGAAAAAUAAAAUGGUAUCCACGGACGAUUUGCGUAAAAUUGGACAUUGAGAUGUUGCGGGUCUGCAGAAGAAGAUGUCAUACGAUGUUGUGAGCGGCAGGUAAUGAAAAUGUUACACUGAUCAAAUGUGAGGAAUAGGUAAUAGUGGUUCGAAUUUAACGCGCAGGGGUCUUGAAAAAACAUGCGCAGCGGCAAUAAGGACAUAACGGUGUUUUCGAGAGAAUAAUCUUAAAAAUUGUCGAAAAUAUAGUGCUAUGCAACCCAUGCUCCUGAUCGUAUAAACGCUCCCUACUUUAAAACAAAAAAUUAAGCGCCCGAAAAACUCAGAUUAAAUGAUAGCGCAAUAUAAGAAUGGCGGCCAUUUUCGGCCAAAUUUUCAGGUUUUUGGUCUUGAAAUCUUUUUUUUCUCCAUUUUGGCUUUUAAAAAUCGCAUGCGCGUUAUACAUGGUAGCGCGCUAUACAUGGUAAAAUACGGUUGUAAUUAUUGUUUUAUAUAUUUCAGAUCCUGAUUUAUACUGUAGGAUUAACUGCUAUUUGAAUUUUCGUCUGUAUGUAUUUCAUAAAGGACUGAAAAGCAUUCCUACAUUAUUAAAAGAAGUGAACUGUGAACUAUCUUAUUUAUGAUUUCUUGUUUAUUGGGAUAUAACACGGCCGUAACCAUCCGGGUUACAGUAUUAUAGACUAUUUUAACAAAAUUAUACUUUAACUACAUGUACUUUAACAUGUAAAACUUCAUACACUAGAGUAUCAAAAUUGGCGACAGGUUCAUUGUCUAAUGUUGUGAUACGUUGGCCUUUGGUUGAAAAGUUUUAUUGUACAUCUUGUGUUUGACUUUAUCCGUGUUUCAGUGUUAAUUUUAACUUCUAAGGUUGAUAAACUUUUGGAACUAGCUUUAUUGUUUUCAUAUUUCACAAGAAAUAUACUUGAACGAUACGAACAAAAAGGUUUUAACAUUAUAAACAGUAACAAAAUGGCAACAGGUUCAUUGUCUUCAGUUCCAAAACGUUUGCGUAUGGUUGAAGACUUUUCUUGCACAUGUUGUUUAGAGCAGAAUCUUACGGAAUCUGCAGACAUUUAUUGUGAACAAUGUUUAAGGUUUUAUUGUAAAAAAUGUGUUAUCCUGCAUAGUCAGUUGUUUACAAAACAUAUGACAUGUGGAAGGGAGGAUUUUAAGAAAUGGCCAGUUUCUAAGGCGGUGGAAGAUUUUCUCAGGAAGUGUGAGGUGCAUGCGGAUGAAUCACUGACACAGUUUUGCCAUGACCACGGUCAGCUGUGCUGCUCUGCAUGUGUUGGAACAAUUCACAGCCAGUGCAGUAAAGUGACUCCAAUUAAUGAGCUGACCAACACGCAGCCCACAUACCUACAGGGACUGUCAGUGGAGCUGGAAACUGUCCUGGGAGAAAUCAAAAACCUUCAGAUCAGUCAGGAGGCAAGCGUUAAGUCAUUGCAGGGAACAUACAAGGAACAUGGGGCACUCAUGAUAGAACAAAUGCGUGGCAAUUUAAAUACUAAUAUUGAUGAGUGUGGUAAUAGUUCUGUGGGUACAUCAGGCGGAAAUGAGCAAUAUUUAAAAGAAGAAAUGUGUAGGAGUGUUGUUUCUAUCAUGAAUGAAUUCGAUAAUAUUACUGCGAAGGAACUUAACGAGAUGAAAGCUGAGGUUAUAAGCAUUAAAGGGUCAGUUACAAGUUCUAUUCAUAAAUGCACCAGUCUUCACAAUGACUUGUCACAAUUUUAUGAAAUUGUUCAGAAAAUUGGAGAUCAUAAGCAGCUCUGCCUAAUAGCCAGCAUAAAAUGUAAGCAUAUAAUACAGCAGGCACUGACUCUGCUGGGAAAGUCAGGCAAGGCGUUUAAUGUCCAGAGUAAUACUGAGCACAAUGUGAGAAUACCAAGUGAUUCAGAUGAAUGUUGUAUCUCAGGCAUAUGUGUUCUUCCCGAUGGACAGGCACUGGUUGUAGACUGGAAAAAUCAGAAUGUCAAGCUGCUGAACCAGCAGUACCAGGUGGUGAGUCACUGGGAUGUGAAUGCUCGGCCAGUUGUCAUUUGUUUGAUCACACCCAGUGAGGUUGCAGUGGCUGUGAAUGACCAUGUUAGCAAGAUACAUGAGGUCCAGUUUAUCACUGUCAACCAGGGAAAGCUUGUUCCUGGCCGGAAGUUUCAGUUACAACAUGAAUGUAGAGGUAUUGAACAUCACCAAGGAGACCUUUUUGUCAUCUCUAGUGAAGAACUGUACAAAUACACACUGAAUGGCAAACAGGUCUGCAGUCUCUAUAGGUCAUUUGAAUAUGAAGUAGACAAGUGUGCUGUGAGUCCCACAGGAGACAGGCUGUACAUCACCAGCCCUGAGCAGAACAAGCUUCUCACCCUGGCCAGGGAUGGCACACUCCUGGCUACAUACACAGACCCAGCAAUAGGUGGCACACGUGGUCUACAUGUGACCCCUGCAGGCCAGGUGCUGGUCUGUGGAUACCUGUCCUACACUGUACGACAGGUGGGCUGGGAGGGAGAGAGUAAGCUGGCUACUCUUGCUACAGGGUUGGAUGGAGUGGAGUACCCAGAGUCAGUCUGCUACAGCAGCACCACAUCAUCCAUCAUUGUGGGACAGUGGGAUAGCAACACAAUCCUGGUGUUCAGAGUGGAAUAGUGUGUACAUUUGCUGCUGGGUCGGGACAACGAUGCUGAGGAUGUGGGGGACAAGCAUGACGCAGAAGGAGAGCACCAGCAUUGAUAUCGAGUUGGCCAAGCAACAGCACAAGUCCGGCCUGCAGGAGCCCCAAUACAGAACCAUCCUUUCCCUCCCCUGAUCCCUAACUCCUCCAACUGGACCUCUGGCCACAAUGGGUCAGCAUCGUUACACAAGUCUGUUCUGCACUAAAUCCUCAGCACGUCAAGUUUUCACGCGCUGUUAUGAACAACCAAAAUGUCCGCGUCGAGAUUUCCCCAAGCAAGCCCGAGUAGUUUUGUUUAGCUCUAGUGCCCGAGUGGGAUGAGUGUUACAGAAGCGAGACGUUAUAGCAGUACAUAUGGUAACGCAAACAGUUAAUGCUAACAGUUAAAUCUCGCUGUGGACAUCAUGAAGAAUCUCACAAAGAAUUAAACGUUGAAUAAUUUGUUUCAUUCUUUAUAAGACACAGGGUUCGCACAGGGCUUGAAAAGUGCUUGAAAACGAGUCCUAGGCUUGAAAAGCCCUUGAACAAAGGUUGGCCUUAAAACAGUGCUUGAAAAGUGCUUAGUUCAUGUAAAAAAGCCUUGAAAAUGUUUAUUUCUGCUCAAAAUUACUUUUAUCAUGGCUUUAAUUACAAACUUAAAUCGUUCUUAUGGGAAAUAUUACGAAAAUGUAUCAUAGAUUCCUUCGCGCAAAAAGUUGAGUACGAAAUAUAAGUUUCGUACAAUAUUGAGUACGAAAUGUUAUGUGUACACGUCACAGAUUAUUAGUGCUACGUCAGAGGUUCUCCAUUGUGAUCAAUUUUCGCGAGUGAAAACGCAGCAAUGGGGAAGUGUCGUUUCAAACCAGGGUGGUUAACUGAAUAUUCCUGGGUACAGAAAACAAAUGACAUUCGAAAAGCACAUUGUUGGGUCUGUAUGAAGACCAUUGAUGUCGGGGGUAUGGAGGAAAGCGCUUUGAAAAGCCACAAGAAAGUGAAAACCCUCAAAGAAAACAUGAAAUUGAGAAGCAAACAGGGUUCCUGGGAUGUGUUUUUUGUUAAACAGGAAGGUACUAUUGUUAAAACUGUUAAAUCUAAAACAGACAUAAAAAACAACAGCCCAUCUGUGUCAAACCAGGAAGGCAUAGCCACAUGCAGAGAGUGUGCAGAUAGAAGAUUCAAAUUCCAGGACCUUCGCAACUUUCAGCUGUAGUAUCAAACUCGCAGACAUCCAUAGACAAAUUCGUUUAAAAAAAUGAUAUGUUGAACGCGAAAGUAUUUUGGGUAUUCAUACCGUUUGCACACAACCAUCCUUUAAUUCCAAUAAAAACAUUACAAAGUUUUUUCAGGUUGUGUUCCAUGACAGUACCAUAGCAAAGCAUAAUUAUGUGGCUGUUUUGGGGCUAGCUGAACAUUUCAAAACUGUACUUGAUAGUUCUAUAACUUAAUUAAUUAACUUCAAUUAUGACAAUAGAUUCUUUGUCCAUGGCAAGUGACCAGUUCCAGUCUGACUCCGUAGCAGCAUUAGACACAAACCAAAAGCACGCAUUAAACAUUAAAAUUAAUGUACAACACUUGUGGAACUGUCUAUGCUAAGCAGUAUGGGUUUAUGGAGCUCCACUGCUCAAACGGGAACAAUAAAAGAAUUGUAUAGUAUUCAUGCAUGUGGGGAACCAUAACCUCAGUCUUCAAAGCAGACCGAGUCAUUUCUUUAACGGCGUCGAAUGCAUUUCAUGUAAGUUUUAAAGUUGUGAACCAUACCCGUAGCCAGGGCGGGGGGAGCGUUGGGUGCGAUCGCACUCAACAUUUUUUGCCGAGUAGAAAAAAAAAUUCAGCUAUGAUCAAGACAGGAUAAUUGUGUGUUGUAUGGCAAGAAAACAAAUCAUUCAUACAAAGCAAUGUAGCUUUUAUGUAGUUUACCAACACUUAAUGGCAUUUGUUCUGCUCCGCAAUGUUUUAAAUAUGUCAAACUUGACACUACGAAAUAUGUCCUACCCUAAAAAAAUUGUUAUAAUGAAUUUAAAACGUUAUAACAUAUGAUCAGGUGUACGUUAAUGUUUAAUGUUCAUUAAAUGUGACGGAUCUUGAGCGUAAUGAGCAAAUAAGUUCAUCUUUGUUCUGCCACGUCCUGGUAUACAUUGUUGAGGAUUUGGGACCAUAGGGCAAGUAGUUUGUGGUUAUAGGGUCUUUAUGAAGCCUUAAGUGUUAUAUGUUUCUGAAAUUGUUUAAGAAAACAGAUAACUAUUUUUUAUAAAUAGUUUAUUUCUUUUUAUAAAUGUAACCAGUUAUACCAUUUUGAUUUCUAAUCAGUAUUGGUGCAGAUUAGAGAAGACCCAGUUGUGCUAAGUGCGUAUUGUACAAUACAUUAUUAGCACGUUUAGAGCAAUUAUAUGCCUCUGGUGCUAUCCAUAGUAGCAGAUAUAUAAUUGUUUUCAAAAAAGUCAAAUAUUUCCUUUUUAUUUGCUUGAUUUAUCAAUGGCAGAAUUUUGGAAUGGCAAAAUACAACAAUUUUAUCAAGAUUCCAAGAUUCAAAUAAAUAAUAAUAUUUUAUACCGUUCUUAUUGUUGAUUUUACAUUCUAUAAAUUUGUUGUUGCAUAUGUAAACAAAGUUUGUGCGCGCAUACGAGUGUCGGUUUAAACACCGUAUAAAAUAAUGUUUUUCCGUGACUAAUCAAAAAAGGUGAUUAUUUACAAACGUGGUAGGAAAUACAUGUAUGUUAUGUCACAGGGGCGUAUAUAACCUUCAAACAUUAGGGAGGCGGACGCAAGGUCCCGGCUCUGAAAAGAAUAACAUUGUUAUUGUAAUAAAUGUUGUGUUAAAUAAUAAUGAUACUAAUAAAAACACAUUAUUUUGCAACAAUACGAGUAUUA